Messenger RNA from Polychytrium aggregatum, 838 nucleotides. RefSeq lists its product as uncharacterized. The coding region runs from base 71 to 838 and encodes 255 amino acids. NCBI's taxonomy places the organism in Eukaryota, Fungi, Chytridiomycota, Chytridiomycetes, Polychytriales. The transcript is spliced from 2 exons. The record is from RefSeq and is a predicted model, not a curated record.
CCUGUGAGCGAUCGAAAAAAAUCACUCUAAGCAAUCCGUACCAGAAUAUCAUUGACGGCGACUCUUCGACAUGCCAUCCGCACCCAUAGCACUCGACGAAUCGCUCAUCGACACCAUCUGGUCUCAAUGCAUCGACAUUGACAGCGACAGCUUCAGUUUCAUCACCGAACCAGCACCACCAUCACCUUCCAAGUGCGAUUGCGACUGCGAACGCAACGGCAACACGAUCGACAACAACGGAUUCGAGGCAUGUGCGCUGUGUGGCAUCUGCUUCAACCGCCCUCUCCUUGGCGAUUCCAGUGCAUUGAUGGCUAUGGAAACCAUCCCUGCCACAUCGUACAUCCGAAACGGCGACGGCAUGUCCAAGAGAAAGCGCUACCAUCUCUGGGCCACCUUUUCCAGCUCGGACCGUCUUCGCUCCAAGUACUUGCGCGAGAUUCGUUCCCUCGGCGACAGCUUCAAGAUCCACAACCACAUCACCGAGUCGGCCGCCGCCAUCUACGUCGACACCAUGGCAAAGCUCAAACCGGGCCCAUCCAUCAAAUCCAAUCGCGACCAUGUCCUCUAUCGCGGCGACACCCGUAUCGGUAUUCAAAUCGCCUGCUUCUACUUUGCCUUUGAACGGGCCAACUCACCCAUCGGUCAGCGCGAGCUUGUCAAGCAAUUCCAUGUCCCGUUGAGAUUCCUCACCAAGGGCUGCAGCAUCCUCCUGGAUAUCCACGGCCAUCCUUCAGUCGCACCCAUGUCCGCUGCCGAUCACGCUCAGAUGUACUGCAACAAACUCGGCAUCUUUGGAGACCAGCAGCAUUACUGUCACCAAAGUGGUCAAGUAUAUUGA